AUGCUGUUUUUAGCCAUCUACAUCACCACUUUGACAACAAAUCUGGGUCUCACUGCAUUAAUCAGCAUAGAUCUUCAGCUGCAAACGCCAAUGUAUUUUUUCCUCCAAAAUCUGUCUUUCACGGAUGCAGUUUAUUCUACAGUCAUCACUCCCAAAAUGCUGGCCACGUUUUUAGAGGAAACAAAAACAAUUUCAUAUGGAGGUUGCAUUCUGCAGUACUUUAGCUUUAUUUUGUUGACAACCAUGGAGCUCCUGCUGCUAGCUGUGAUGGCAUAUGACCGGUAUGUGGCCAUCUGUAAACCUCUGCUUUAUACUGCCAUCAUGACCAAGGUGGUGUGCUGGAGGUUGGUUAAAGGCUUGUACUUCAUGGCCUUCCUGAACUCUCUGGUGCACACCAGUAGCUUGCUAAAACUAUCCUUUUGCUCUUCAAAUGUGGUAAACCAUUUCUUCUGUGAUAUCAGCCCUCUCUUCCUGAUUUCAUCUCCCAGUACCGCUCUCAAUGAGCUGCUGGUU
Molecule: messenger RNA, 513 nt
Organism: Phasianus colchicus (ring-necked pheasant)
Lineage: Eukaryota; Metazoa; Chordata; Aves; Galliformes; Phasianidae
Product: olfactory receptor-like protein COR4
Biological process (GO): G protein-coupled receptor signaling pathway
Cellular component (GO): membrane
Molecular function (GO): G protein-coupled receptor activity; olfactory receptor activity
Source: RefSeq, a predicted model, not a curated record